This is a messenger RNA of Cooperia oncophora, 435 nucleotides long. NCBI's taxonomy places the organism in Eukaryota, Metazoa, Nematoda, Chromadorea, Rhabditida, Trichostrongylidae. The record is from the annotation of a GenBank genome assembly.
AUGGUCAGAAGGAAUGUGGAUCUCAUCAUUGGUCCCCCAUGUCCACCGCCGGCGGAAAUCAUGGGCUACAUGUCGACAUACUACAAGAAGACCAUGCUUGGAUGGGGUUUCCUGAUCGAUUCUAUAUUCAGCGACAAUGAACGCUUCAAGUAUCUCACGACAGUCAUGCCGGACUCACUUCAGAUGAUGUAUGCCAUGCUCGAAAUGUUCACGAUGUUCCAGUGGAAUCGUGUAGCAAUCUACUACAUUCCGAAUGAAGUGCAGUACUGUGACACGAUAAUGGACAAUCUCGCCACGGCGUUCAGUGACGAUUCCACAUACGCAGUGGAUGUCGUACAGAAAGUUUCAUGGGAUGGCCAGGCGAGUGACUACCUGGCUGAUCAGUUGCUGCUUACCAAGCGAUCUGCAAGAAGUGAGUGCUUAUGCGAUAGAUAG